Messenger RNA from Gavialis gangeticus (Gharial), 6793 nucleotides. It is a transcript of the gene SLC49A4, whose product is annotated as disrupted in renal carcinoma 2. The record is from RefSeq and is a predicted model, not a curated record. Lineage: Eukaryota; Metazoa; Chordata; Crocodylia; Gavialidae. The transcript has 9 exons. Gene Ontology annotation, cellular component: intracellular membrane-bounded organelle; membrane. The annotation marks the transcript as partial. Gene Ontology annotation, biological process: transmembrane transport. Gene Ontology annotation, molecular function: transmembrane transporter activity.
UUCUCGCUGCUGGGCUUCGCGCAGGGCCUGGUGUGGAACACCUGGGGCCCAAUCCAGAACUCGGCCCGCCGCGCCUUCGGCUUCGGCGGCUGGGACAUCGCGCUGCUCGUCUUCUGGGGGCCCAUCGGCUUCCUGCCCUGCUUCGCCUUCAUGUGGCUCCUGGACAAGAAGGGUCUGAGAGUAACGGUGUUGUUAACAUCCUUCCUCAUGGUACUGGGAGCUGGCCUAAGAUGCAUACCAGUGUCAGACCUAACAAUAAGGAAAAGACUGAUUCAUGGAGGGCAGCUGUUAAACGGAUUGGCAGGUCCCACUGUGAUGAAUGCUGCUCCAUUUCUCUCCACUACAUGGUUUUCUCCAGAUGAGCGUGCCACUGCAACAGCUAUUGCAUCCAUGCUCAGCUACCUUGGUGCAGCAUGUGCUUUUCUUGUGGGACCUUUGGUAGUUCCAUCUCCUAAUGGAACAUCACAUCUUCCACUUGCCUCGGAAAGUAGCACGGAGCAUAUCAAGGACCGCAUUGAAGCUGUCUUGUAUGCAGAAUUUGGAAUGGUCUCCCUGAUAUUUUCUGCAGCACUAGCCUAUUUCCCAUCACGCCCCCCAUUUCCUCCCAGCGUGGCUGCAGCCAGUCAGCGCCUCAGCUAUCGCAGAAGUUUUUGUAGGCUCUUAAGCAAUUUCCGUUUCUUGAUGAUUGCCUUAGCCUAUGCUAUACCAUUAGGCGUGUUCUCUGGCUGGUCUGGCGUUCUGGACUUGAUAUUAACACCAGUUCAUGUCAGUCAAGUGGAUGCAGGCUGGAUUGGCUUUUGGUCUAUAGUUGGAGGCUGUGUGGUUGGCAUAGCAAUGGCAAGGUUUGCAGAUUUUAUCAGGGGCAUGCUGAAACUUAUACUUCUGCUGCUAUUAUCUGGAGCAACACUAGCAUCCACCUGGUUUACUCUCACCUGUCUAACUAGUGUCACUCACCUGCCUUUAACUACAGCCACACUGUAUACAUCCUGCAUUUUGCUAGGAGUGUUCCUCAAUAGCAGCAUACCUAUAUUCUUUGAGCUUUUUGUGGAAACAGUCUAUCCAGUUCCAGAAGGAAUCACAUGUGGAGUUGUCACCUUUUUGAGUAAUGUGUUCAUGGGCGUCCUUUUGUUUUUCCUCACGUUUUACCAUACAGAGAUUUCUUGGUUCAAUUGGUGCCUCCCAGGGUCAUGUUUGCUCAGUCUGCUCCUUAUUCUGUGCUUCAGGGAAUCCUACGAUCGACUGUAUCUUGAUGUCGUCGUCUCAGUUUAAAAACACAGAACUGGUGGAGUUGUGGAAGGGACUGGGAAUCCAUGUUGCGUUCUGCACAUUUGCUUGGAAUUGCACAGCUGAACGGAGGAAAAGCUACAAAAUGUUAAAUGCAGUUUUAUUCAGUUUUGAAGAUUAUUUUUUUUUAAAAUGCCCUUUUGAUCUUUAUCACAGCCAGAUAACCGGUGUCAGACUUGGAUGGGAAUCAGAGCACCAGUGUCAGAACUGAUAUUUAAUUUAAAAGGCUGUACCUGUUGCUAUUAACUGUGCAGAUAUUUGUGCCAAUUCAAGAUUGCGUGAGGUGUCUAUACGGACCAAGGCACCAGUAAUCUUUCAGUCUUCUCUCCAAAUAAGAAUAGCUGAUAAUCUUUUCAAAACUCGAUUAACUUUUAAAUUAGUAACUAAUUUAAUUGUUAAAUGCCCAGUUGUAGCAGAAGCUAAAAUAAUGUGGUGCUUAUAAGCUAUAGUUGUGUUUCGAUAAAAGCCAUUUCUGUAAGAAGAUGCUGGUUUUUUGGUCUUUAACCAUUUUGGAUACUCUUAAUGGACCUUGCACUGUUGUUGAAAAAGCUUAAUUUUUGCCCCAGAGCCAGAGUGCAUUCAAUGAUUGGUGUAAUAAUAGCUAGGCAAUAGUUAUCACUAAAAUCUAGUGAUAGCUGACAGUAGCAUCUGUAAUGCUGCAGUUGUUCUAUCCACUUAAAACAGGAAAUAACUGGUAUUUUGGAAGUUUGCAAUAUAGUCACUGUUGGUAAAUGUUGAUAUUCUAAUGGCCAUCACUACUACCCUUUCAUCUCCAACUAAUACCGUCUUUCACCGUAAAACCCUAUUUCAUGCCCCUCGGUACUGUAGGUGUACAGCUUCCAAUUUGGGGAGUUCUUUGUUGAGCAGAGACUGCAGUCUUAUAGUGCAUGUAUGAUUUUAAGAUUAGUUUACAGUGUAAGGCUGUCUAAAUAAUAAUGUUUUCAGAUACCCAGUUCUAUAAGUGUUCUCUUCCUGAAAAGUUUUCUGACUUUCUGACCUACCCUUGUUAUUAGCAAAAUGGCAAAUGAUGUUGGGAUAUUCGUGACUUAAUUUAACACAACCUGGGAACUACAACACCAACUUUUUUUUUUUUUAUCAGUACUAAACUUUGGCCAUUGUGGCCCUUACUUGAACAUAAAUAGUAAAGGUACCUUUGAGUAGUUUUGUCACUCAGUUUCAAACCUUUUAGGAAUUUCUGAAUUUUAUUCUUAGUUUAGUUCAACAUUAUUUGCAGUACUUCCACUCUGAGUGUGCUCUGUUUGUUUAAUAUUUGUGUGUGUGUCUAUAAAUACACACAUUAAUGUAUAUGCAUAAACAUGUAUAACAUAUAUCUAUAUAAUAUAAGUUAUAGCAUGUGUGUGCAUAUAGACUUAUUUUAAAAUAAUGGUGGGUGCAGAGCCACUGUUUGUAACCAAAGCAGUCAUUUCGGCAAAUGAGGUUGCAAAAGCAUACCCGCCACAACGUGAAUUUUAUUACACUGAGUGAAUGUUUUCUUAAUGUGGCUAUUUUAUAUAGAGUGUAUGUGUGCAUGUUUGAGGAUGUUGGCAUGUAAUGUUCUGCUUCAACGAGAAAUCUAAAUCAAACGCCCUCUGCUCCUGCGAGGGGCUCUGCUCCAUCACUCUUGAGUAAUACAGCCACCGUAACUCAUAAAAAUAAAACCUAAUCAGUGCAUUACCCUUCAGACAUGUAUCAGUUCAGUCUGUCUGCCUCUCUUUCUGCUGAGAGAAUAUUUCAUUAAUAUUUUCAGCUCAAAACUCUGCUUGUGCAGUAAAACAAAAUAACUAAUUUCACAGCAUCUGCUUUUAUUGUUUUCAGACAAAUGGACAUAUAUAUACACUCAUAAGUAACAGGGUGCUAGGACUGGGUUUAUUGGCUACAUCAGAUGCUAAAAGAGCAGAAUCCUUCCUUGAAAGGCACCGUUCAUAAACAAAUUGAGCCACUUGGCAUUGAGACUUUUUAAAUAAAUGAAGCCAGCACAUUUUGAGCAACCAGAAGCAUAUUUUAUCAUCGUUUCAGGUUUUUGGUGCAAAGGCACAACCAUCCAACUUUCUUGGCUUUGCUUCACUGUUUGAAACAGCAUCAGUACCCAGAAGCUCCUGUUACCCAUUGUCUCGUGCAAAGCUACAAAAUACAUUCAUGCCAAGAAUUCUAGUUUACAGGUGCGAUGCCAGGACAGAGUGGUAAUUCUGGUUUGGUCCUUUUGAGACCUGCUUAGCAACCUGCUGCAGCUAUAUUGGAAUUAAACCUGCACACUUUCAGGCACCUUGCUGAGAAGCAGAGACUCUCAUUUUCUCUACCACCGUGAUCAUUGUCAGAUGGAAAAACACUCCAUGGCUUUGCUCCAAAAUGCAGUUUCCAUAAAACCAAAUAGGCCAGUAAGAUUCUACCAGAGCACUAUACUUUAUUGCUACAGAUCGCAUCCUGCAGCCCAUAUGCAGCCAAGUCUAAGGGAAAUUUCUUCUAAGUAAAAACAAGAUCAGUUCUUCACUAUGUAAAGUUCCAUGAUUGAUAAGACUGCUGCUGGGAUUCAUUGAAAUAAAUGUUCAGGUUUGUGGACUUGGGGAGAAGGACAUCUAGGGACGAGGACUGGGGAAUAAAAUAUUUCAACUUUAAAAUAUGCUUUCUGAGAUGUUUAAAAGAGUUCAGUCAUUAUCCUAACUAAAGCCAUGGGGAGUUUUCCUGAAUAAGACUGUUGAAUCAUGUCGCCUGUUUUAUUUAUUUAUUUAUUUUACUUUCAUAUAGGUAAAAACUAUUGUGGUGACUUGAAUUUACCAAAAGUGAGAUUUUUUUUUUUUCUUGCUGUAGUGAGAGAGCUUUGAACAUUGCUGAAAUGUUAAUCUUCAGUAGUCCCAAGUCAUAUUCAGAAAUGAAAUAUUUUUCCAUUUUCUUAUUGGCCAACAGCAGAGUGCAAGUGCAGUUCUUACCUCUGUAAUUUUGGAGUAACAAUGGACAUGUUUUCUUGUCUGGCCAGGGCGUAAUCAUGUAUUGCUGUUGACUGAUUAGAACCGAACACUUCCGUACCAAAGUAAAAUUGACUUCUCAAUGGGAAAGUGCUUUGAGAAAUGACAGUACUCCCUUCCUAUUUUAACUCAGAGUCACUUUUCAUGCUAAAAGCCAGAAGAGCAAUUCUGCAAAGCCACUAAAAGAGGGACAAUUAUGCUGCAGUUUGUAUUGAAAAUGCAAGGAAGGAUGCUUUGCAGUGACCAUUUCUCUUGUAACAGGCCUUCAUUUUAAAUAGGUAGUUACAGUCUUGGCUGCACCUCCCUUUUUUUUCACUUGGAGCCUUAAUAGCUUUAAAUUCAACUUCCAGCUCUGCUGCCUUUUUCCUUUGGCUGACUCCUCAGCUCUGCUGCCUUUCAUGCUGCUAACGAGGCAGAUAAGGGUUAGAAGACGGGCUUCACUUCCAUCCCUGCUUUCUGAUUCUCUUCACUUCCCAACCCUCACGAUUCCUUUCUCUGUUAAUAGCUCGUUCUGUUUUAAAUGCGUGUCUAUGCAAAGACUUCCUGAAUUCCCAGUCAGGCCUAGAAAGGUUGGCCAAGACAGCUAGUCAAUAAUUUUAAACAUAGUUAUUUUCUGUUUUUAGGAAAUCACUGAAAAGAGCACCAUUUCACACGUCUUAGCAUGUUCUUUGCAUUGUGUUCUCUGUAGUGUCAACAUGAGCGAAUUAUUAAAGCUACCUGGAAAUAGCAGGCAAUAUUUGUGGUAGUUCUCACAGGAAAACUAUAUUCACUAAAUGGCCCAAGUGUAUCAUGGAGCUUCCAACUUGGGAAUUUAGCAAAUGUCCAGAUGGUACUAUUGGAUAUCAGAUUAUACUGAAGUAGUUUUAUCAUCUGGAGAAUAUUAACAGAUGUGAGUUUAUGGAGAACUAUCCAACUAAGCAGGGAGCGAAUGCAUAGUCUUACAUUGUAAAUACAUCAAUAAAAGGGAUUGAUCUACAUGCAAAAUAUUGGUUGCUGUUAGAAAGGGAAGAGUUCCUAGAUUUGUUAGGACUGACUAUCAUUGGAAUAUGAUGAGGACUUGGACAUCUUAUCCCAUGUGUUUUAGACAUCCUGUUAAGCUGUGAGAGCAGCAGCAAUUUUUCCUCAUUGAUAAAUCUUCACUUUUCAUAUUGGGUCAUGUUUUUUAUCUGGAAGAAAAUCAUGCAGUCACUAGCUCUUGUAGUAGAGAUGUUUCUGGGUGCUAUUUUGUAUAUUUUAUUACGUGCAUUAGGCUCUGACUAAUUCAUGAUGAUGGUUUGGCAGGGCACCUGCUGGGUUGGUUGGUGUAGCUCUGGGAAUGUAGUUAACAUUUUUGAAUGAAAUGUCAUUGUUUUAAGCUGUAGAGCACCUCUCACUAUUUAGUGGAAUUUGCAGGCAUGCCCUCAUCAAUAGGGUUGAAUGCCAACCUUAUUUAAAAUAAAUGGGAACUUUCCCAUAGCCUUCACUGGGUCCAGAAUAUGGAGCAGGGUCAGAAAAUUUAGCAAUCAUAAAGAAAAGAACUCUAAGAUCUUAAUACUUUCAUCACUCCGAUCAACAGAGUCAGUGUUCAAGUUGAUUUCUAGACCACCAGGGAGUAUGUAAUAUCACAGGUGUCAAGGCAAGAUUUAUUAGUUUCUUUACAGAAAGCCCAUGUAGUUGAUAAGGUGAUGGUUAAUCACAGACUUUUACACAACGGUGCUGUCCCAGUGCACAUAAGACACAGAAAAAUUCUCAUUGUAUUAUUGGAGACAGCACUGGAAUAUUUCUGUGCGUUUCAUCAAGGAGCGCUGCUGCCAGCAGCUUCAAAUUUCUGUUUCAGUGCAGGUUGAGAAGGCCACAAUAAAAUCAGAAAAACAUGUCAUUCUGCUUUUACCAUUUACAGUUCCUGUUUCAAGGUAGAUAAAACAAUAAAAAAUGAAGAUGAAAGCUCUUCUUUGUCCUGAGUUUCAACAAGCAAAAGCAAAUAUUUGGGCAAGUAUUUGCGCUCCUGUUUUUCACCCUGCAUCCUUGCCGUAUUUGGAGCAAUGCGUUCUGAUAUGAACUUCUUCCAAAUACCAUCGGUGCACAGUGCGCUUGCAUGCUCUUUUGAAUAGAUCUGCAUAUAGGUAGUAAGCAAAGUGAACACCAUGCAAUCAUUUGUACACCUAGCUGGCAUUUGGGGCAGCCUCCAUUUUUUGAUGACCCCCCUGGAGACCUCUGAUAAAGGGACUGGGUUUUCAGGAAAUAAUUUUCACCCUCUUUGAAAAAUUUCAAGGGAAGUGCCUAAAAAUCCUAGGUCCCACAGAAUCCAGGCACUUGAGGAGAACUUUACUACUUUUUUGUUUUUAGCUAGGCCAAGAAAAAAUUCGUCACCUAUUCCUGUAUCACUGGUUCCUCUUCUCCACCUGAACAGGUGGUGCACUUGCACAUUACAGUUUAGGAAAUGUGAUUGCUUAGUUGGUGGGUGAAUUGUUAACUGUGUCUGGUCUACAUUCAUCCUUGAACAAUUUGCUGAGGUGACAGUAGUUGGCCCAGCAGCCAGGAGAGUGGGUAUAAAUUGUUUGCUUUCCUUG